Messenger RNA from Habropoda laboriosa, 522 nucleotides. RefSeq lists its product as uncharacterized. Bases 1 to 522 code for a protein of 173 amino acids. NCBI's taxonomy places the organism in Eukaryota, Metazoa, Arthropoda, Insecta, Hymenoptera, Apidae. The record is from RefSeq and is a predicted model, not a curated record. The transcript has a single exon. Gene Ontology annotation, molecular function: nucleic acid binding.
AUGGACAACGCUCCGUAUCACAGCCGCAAAACCGACAAAAUCCCGACCAGCGAGUGGAAAAAGACCAACAUCCAACAAUGGCUACGGGCAAGAGGUAUAAUGUUCGCAGGCGAUAUGGUAAAAAUUGAAUUAUUACAUAUUGUAAAACAACAACAAGUAACAAACGUUUAUGCAGUAAAUGAAAUAGCGAAAAGAAAAAAUGUAACAAUUUUAAGACUUUCGCCAUAUCACUGCGAAUUAAACCCCAUAGAAAUGAUAUGCGCUCAGGUGAAAAAUUAUGUUGCAGCGAGAAACAGUACCUUUAAAUUUUGCGAUAUGGUACGUUUAUUUACGGAAGCAAUAAAUGUAGUUACUCCAGAAAAUUGGAAAAAAUGUAUUGAUCACGUGAUAACCGAUUUUGAAGAAAAAUUUUGGCAAUUAGAUGGUAUAAUUGAAUCAGCAAUAGAACCAUUUAUUAUAAAUUUAAAUGAUUCCGACGAUAGUUCAGUAUCAAAUACCAGUUGUGAGAGCAACAUAGAAUAA